AUGGCAGGUUCUUUUGGGAGGAAAGCCUCCACUCCGUCCAAGGGCUUCUCCGCCAAACCCUCCUCCGCCAAACGCAAUAGGAGCAUCACGACCUUCUUUCAAAAGACCGAUGGCCCUCCCGGAGCUACUUCACGCCAAUCCCGAAUUACGCAAUUUGUGACUACCUCACAAUCCCCGAGCAGUGGCCGUGGAACCUCAACCCCCUCCCAUAAUGGAACCGGCGCCAGAAACGACGCGAAUGGACUGUUCCUGGAAGAUAGGAAGGGUUCAAACAGGAUAGGCAAAUCUGCUGCUACGGACACGACGGAAAGGACGCGAUCACGAACGCCCGACGAUAUCUGGGACGACGAGAACGAAACCUCGGAGACCGAGGACCUACGAUACCACGAGAAAGAAUCAUCUGUCAAGCGUCAGAAGGUUGAUACUGCGGACGCGGCAGUUGAUAACACAAGACUAGGUUUAUCGACAACACCCAAAGACUCGGUACUAGCAAAGAAAACGAAUAAAGGACCGUUUAUCGACGAGUCCGACAGCGAAGAUGACAUGAAUGCCUACCGCGAUUUGAACGAGGCAGCUCCAGCACCGAAUGAUACGAAUAAUGAAAUACCAUCUCUGAUGAAUGACGAGCUUUCCAAAGACCUUGCCGAAUCCGAGCAGCCGCCGCCGGUAAGAGACGCCACGACUUGUGCAGGAAAUGAAGGGUACAUGAAUUUUGACGAGCUUGAAGAAGACGGAUUUAUAGGAGAAGAGUUUUUGGACAAACCCUGGGAGAACUCGGAUACAGAACAACCGGGUAAUGGGCUUGAGUUUGGUGAUACCGAUGAUUUAAUAAACGGCGAAACGAAUCCUGUGUCAUGUCCGAUUUGCCAGACAGCCCUGCUUGGACACGAUGAAUCUGAAAUAACUGUACAUGUGAAUGAUUGUUUAGACGGAAAGCCCACUUUGGAAACAUCUCCUUCAAAAACGCCACGAAAACCACUAUCACCCAUGUCAGCACCUCCACAACUACCUGAAGACCCGAUUGAUAGCGAUAAUUUAAGACGAACAGAAAGAGCUGCAAUUGCACGACCUGCCCAGUGCGACCCAUAUUCUCAGAAUGCCAGUGGUGGAGGAUCUGCUUCUGCGUUCUCCAAAAUGAUGGCCGGCAACGCCGAGGAUUCCGCUUGGGCAACGGCUGCUUCAAACGAGGUCUCAUCUCGUGGCAAGCAGGCUUACCAGAGGACUUGUCCAUUCUACAAGAUUCUCAAUGGAUUUGCUAUCACCGUUGACGCCUUUCGCUAUGGGGCAGUUGAAGGAUGCAAUGCAUAUUUUCUCAGCCAUUUCCAUAGUGACCAUUACAUUGGUCUCAGUAAGUCUUGGUCUCACGGUCCGAUCUAUUGCAGUCGACCGACGGCCAAUUUGGUCCGCAUGAAACUACGAGUCGACCCCAAGUGGCUGGUUGACCUAGAUUUUGAGACGCCCACAGACGUUCCUGACACAGGCGGCGUGCGAGUUACCAUGAUCCACGCCAACCACUGCCCAGGUAGCUCAUUAUUCUUAUUCGAGAAGACCUUCGGUAACGGGCCCAACAUACGCAGAGAACGCAUCCUCCAUUGCGGGGAUUUCCGAGCUUCUGCAGACCAUAUUCGGCAUCCAAUUCUCUGUCCCGACCCCAUUAACCCGGUUACUGGGAAGCCGCGGCAGCAACGAAUUGACAAGUGCUAUCUUGAUACAACAUAUCUUGAUCCGAAAUAUGCGUUCCCCAGUCAAGAGAGCGUAAUCACUGCCUGUUCUGAGCUUUGUGUCCGCUUGAACGACGAAGCUGGCGUCGGCACCGACACGAGUCAGAUUAAAGCACCUGGUUUAAUGAGUAAGUUCUUAUCUUCUGUGACCACCGCUGGCAGUGAUCGUAAGAAAGAUCAAGUCUCAUCCACCGGGGGCCGGUUACUUGUCGUGAUUGGCACCUACAGCAUUGGAAAGGAGCGUAUCUGCAUUGGAAUUGCCAAAGCACUGGGGUCCAAGAUUUUCGCCACGCCGCCCAAACAGGCAAUAUGUGCCUGUUUGGAAGACCCGGAACUGUCGGCUUUGUUGACCAGUGACCCGCGCGAAGCACAAGUCCACAUGCAAACACUGUUUGAACUCAAAGCCGACACAUUGGCUGAUUACCUUGACAAGCUUAAACCGGCAUUUUCACGGGUAGUCGGGUUUCGUCCUACGGGAUGGACCUACCGGCCCCCCGCGGGUCGUGUGCUCACCAACCCCACGGUACCUACGGUUCUGCGUGGCGAACACUGGCGGACCCCAUUCACGGCCCAGGAUUUGACACCCCAGCGUGGGAGUACGCGAGAGAGCGCGUGCUUUGGGGUUCCCUAUAGUGAGCAUAGUUCGUUCCGGGAGCUGACCAUGUUCUGUUGUGCACUCCGCAUUGGCAAGGUCAUUCCAACGGUGAAUGUGGGGAAAGAGAAGGACCGAGACAAGAUGAAGGUUUGGAUAGAUCGAUGGGAGGGGGAGAAGCGGAAGAAUGGGCUGUUUCCUGUGAGCGAGUGGUAG
Molecule: messenger RNA, 2529 nt
Organism: Penicillium manginii
Lineage: Eukaryota; Fungi; Ascomycota; Eurotiomycetes; Eurotiales; Aspergillaceae
Product: DNA cross-link repair protein PSO2
Exons: 2
Coding region: 1-2529 (842 amino acids)
Biological process (GO): protection from non-homologous end joining at telomere; double-strand break repair via nonhomologous end joining; interstrand cross-link repair
Molecular function (GO): damaged DNA binding; 5'-3' DNA exonuclease activity
Source: RefSeq, a predicted model, not a curated record